Molecule: messenger RNA, 778 nt
Organism: Cladocopium goreaui
Lineage: Eukaryota; Dinophyceae; Suessiales; Symbiodiniaceae
Source: the annotation of a GenBank genome assembly
GUGGAGCUUCACCACCCUCGGCGUGGGCUUCAGACCCUUCGGACCCUUCAAACGCUGGUGGAAGCGAAGCGUGAAGACCUGGCUGGAAGUCUUUGAGGACCUAAAAGAAGAGGAGUUGGUGCUCCUGGCAGGAGCUGCCGUGGAGGCGGAUGCAAAGUUCUUCGUGGCACUGCAGGACUUCAUUCUGUCAUGCGCCACGUUGCGCCUGACGACGCAGCUGGCGCUCAGCACGGCUUUCGCCCUGGCGAAGCUGCCGGCGAAGCUCAGGAAGCCGAUGCAGGCCAAGAUCUCCCAGACGUGUCAGAACUGGCCACAAAUACGUUCCAGAUACGCUCCGCGGGAUUCUCUCCGCCCAAGCUUUGUGCUUUCGGAGCACCCCGACUGCUUCGUCCUAGAGAAGGAGAGCAACUGGGAGUGUUUCGGUGGCCAUGCAGAGAGGCAGCUCUUGCACCUCUUGCAACGUCUCGAUUUUCGGCGGCCCAUCCUGAAUGAUGCCAGCUGCCAAUUCGGCUUUCUGCAUCGCUUGGACAUCCCAAGUUCCGGUCUCCUCCUGCUGGCCACUUCUCAUGAGCGCUACUACGAUCUGCAACUGCAGCUCCGAAGCGGCCAGAUCACUCGUGACUAUGCCGUGCUGUCCCAUGGCUGGCUUCCAACUUCGCGUUGGGAGGUGCGCGCAAGCAUUCACUGGGGCUCAGAUUCGACACGCUCCGUCGCUGGCGGACGCGGCAAACAUUCUGUAACCUUGAUCCUCGACGAAGACGCGCGGAUAUGGGGCUGA